AUGGCCGGCUCCGCGCCUCACGUCAUGGUGCUGCCGUUCCCGGCGCAGGGCCACGUCACCCCGCUCAUGGAGCUGUCGCACCGCCUCGUCGACCACGGCUUCCAGGUCACCUUCGUCUGCACCGACCCCAUCCACAAGCUCCUUCUUGACGCCCUGCAAAGCAACGCCGACGGCGACAACGGCGGCGGCGAGGCGCUGGACGGGAUCCGCCUGGUCUCCAUACCGGACGGCCUGGCCGACGGCGACGACCGGAGGGACCUCUGCAAGUUUCUGGACGGGAUCUCGCGGUGCAUACCAGGCUAUGUCGAGCAGCUUAUCAGGGAGACCAAGGUGCGGUGGCUCGUCGGCGACGCCAACAUGAGGCUGUGCUUCGAGGUUGCCAAGAAGCUCGGCGUCCGGGUCGCCUGCGUCUUCCCGGCGUCCGCGGCGGGCCUUGGGACGUUGCUCCGGCUUCCCCAGCUGAUAGAGGACGGCUUCUUCGACGACAAGGGCUUCCCGAAACGACGAGGCGCGUUCGAGAUCGCCCCCAACAUGCCGCCGAUGUACACGUCGCACAUGCCCUGGAGCAUCGACGGCGCCGCCGAGGGGCAGGAGGUAUCCUUCCGGCUGGUGUCCCGGAACACCCAGGCGACCAGCCUAGCCGAGAUCAUCGUGUGCAACUCGUUCCUCGACGCCGAGGCCGCGGCGUUCGAGCGGUUUCCCAACAUAGUGCCCAUCGGCCCGCUGUCCGCCGAUCAGGAGUUCCGGAAGCCCGUCGGGCAGUUCUUGGCGGAGGACGCGGGGUGCCUGAAGUGGCUCGACGCCCACCCCGACGGCUCCGUCGUGUACGUGGCGUUCGGCAGCUUCACCAUCUUUGACCCGCGGCAGUUCCGCGAGCUCGGCGAGGGGCUGGAGCUCACCGGCCGGCCGUUCUUGUGGGUGGUGCGCCCGGACUUCACGACCGGCGGCCUGAGCAAGGCGUGGUUCGACGAGUUCACGCACCGCGUCGCCGUCAACGGCAGGGGCAUCAUCGUUAGCUGGUGUCCCCAGCAGCAGGUAUCAUAUAUUAUCAUCAACUUACCUAGCUCUCACGCUAUGUUUAAUCGGUCCUCGCGCACCGCGCGGUGGCGUGCUUCGUGUCGCACUGCGGUUGGAACUCGACGAUGGAGGGGGUCAGAAAUGGCGUGCCGAUCCUGUGCUAGCCCUACUUCGUCGACCAGUUCGCGAACCGGAGCUACAUCUGCGAUAUCUGGAGGACCGGACUGGCCGUGA
Messenger RNA from Triticum turgidum subsp. durum (durum wheat), 1251 nucleotides. The record is from the annotation of a GenBank genome assembly. Lineage: Eukaryota; Viridiplantae; Streptophyta; Magnoliopsida; Poales; Poaceae.